Molecule: messenger RNA, 4483 nt
Organism: Carassius auratus (goldfish)
Lineage: Eukaryota; Metazoa; Chordata; Actinopteri; Cypriniformes; Cyprinidae
Product: F-BAR and double SH3 domains protein 2-like
Exons: 20
Coding region: 248-2524 (758 amino acids)
Biological process (GO): regulation of actin filament polymerization; neuromuscular synaptic transmission
Cellular component (GO): neuromuscular junction; recycling endosome
Molecular function (GO): protein binding
Source: RefSeq, a predicted model, not a curated record
CGGGGCGCUGUUGGGCUGGAUUUUACGGUUGGAGACUCAUCUUUGGAGGCAUAUUCUUCUCUCUUUCAUUACUUUCUCCCCUGAUCUGCAGUGUUUGUUAAGCGUCUGCCCGACUGGACCUGUUUCAUCAUGGCCGUCUGAAUUUGGAUCCAAAUCCCAGUCUGAUCCCGUUUUCUCAAUCAUUUCUCCCGAUCGCAGUGGGAAUCAUUUCUUUGGGAUAUUACUUCAUUUGUGCCAAUGUUCAAACAUGCAGCCUCCGCCAAGAAAGGUAAAAGUGACACAGGAACUGAAGAACACUCAUACGGAGCAGCUCGGCCGCCUGCAUCUCAAACACCAGACGGAAUGUGAUUUAUUAGAAGAUAUGAGAACUUACAGCCAGAAAAAGGCCACACUGGAGAGAGAUUACGCACAGGCCCUGCAGAAGUUGGCGAAUCAGUAUUUAAAGAGGGACUGGCCUGGGAUCAAACCAGAUGACCAGAGGACAGACUACCGGAAUGUGUAUGGAGUGUGGCGGGCUUAUCUUGAAGGCACCGUGCAGGUGACCCAGUCUCGACUCAACGUCUGCGAGAACUACAAGAGCGACAUUUCGGACCCUGCCAAAACCUUACGCCUCUACAAGGAACAGCAGCUGAAAAAGUGCAUUGACCAGCUGGGUCGGAUCCAGGCAGAGCUCCAGGAUUCAGUGAAGGAUCUGGCCAAGUCCAAAAAGAAAUACUUUGAGCUGGAGCAGAUGGCCCAGGCUGUGCGGGAAAAGGCCGACAUUGAGUCCAAGUCGAAGCUGGGUCUGUUCCAGUCCAGGAUAAGUUUACAGAAGGCCAGUGUGAAGUUGAAAGCGAAGAGGAGCGAUUGUAACUCCAAAGCGACCCACGCAAGGAACGAAUAUCUUCUCACAUUGGCAGCCGCUAACGCACAUCACGACCGAUAUUACCAGACCGACCUGGCCAGCUGCAUCAAGGGUCUGGAGGGGAACGUAUACGAUCAUGUGAAGGAUUAUCUGAUAUCCUUUUGUCGGACCGAGCUGGAAGCGUUUCAAGCUGUCCACAGCACCUUCCAGUUCCUGCUGGAGAAGUCCAGUCGAGUGAUGCAGGACUUCAACCAGCAGCUGUUCCUGCAGGAGAACCCAGUGUUUCACAAAGCCCAAGACUUCCCGUUCCAGCCCAGCGACAGCGAUACGAGUCGACAGCUGGAAUCGGAGACAGGAACCACAGAAGAACACAGUCUGAACAAAGAGGCGAGGAAAUGGGCCACACGUGUGGCCCGCGAACACAAAAACAUCAUCCAUUACAAACGGACUCUAGAGGAAUGCGAGACGCUCGGGACUCCGCCCACGGAACAGAGCCGGAAUGAGCUGGAAUUCCGAAUAGAGGAGAUCAAGGAGAACAUCCGCAAAGCAGAGACACUAAAGCUGAAAGCAGAAGCGCGUCUGGACCUCCUGCGGCAGGUGGGUGUUUCUGUGGACACGUGGCUGAAGAGCGCCAUGAACCAGGUGAUGGAGGAGCUGGAGAACGAGCGCUGGGCAACGCUGCCCACCCUCAUCACCCACGACCUCUCUCUCUCAACCACGGUGGAUUUGGACAGAGAGGAAGGAGAAGAAUUAGAAGAGAACAUGGAGACGUAUGACGACAGCAGCUCGAGUCCGUCAGGAACCCUGAGGAACUACCCGCUCACCUGCAAGGUGCUCUACUCAUACAAGGCCUCUCAGCCUGAUGAACUAACGAUCGAUGAGCAUCAGAUGUUGGAGGUUAUAGAAGAUGGAGACAUGGAGGACUGGGUGAAGGCGCGGAAUAAGACCGGUCAGGUGGGCUACGUCCCAGAGAAGUACCUGCAGUUCCCCACGUCCAACAGCAUCCUGAGCAUGCUCCAAUCCCUCGCUGCUCUGGACGCACGCUCACACUCCUCCAGCAACUCCACGGAGCCUGAGCUGGCAUCAGGCAGCUUCAACGGAGACAGCAGCAUGAGUUUUGUUAAGGCCAUGUACGACUACGAGGGUCAGACGGAUGACGAGCUGUCAUUCCCCGAGGGAGCCAUCAUCCGCAUCCUCAACAAGGACAACCAGGAGGACGACGGCUUCUGGGAGGGCGAGUUUAACGGUCGAGUGGGUGUCUUCCCGUCCGUGCUGGUGGAGGACCUGACCGCCUCAGAGAACGGAGACGCUCACUGGGGAACAGACACACAGGUGUCCCCGUGCCAAAGGCUUCAUUCAUCACUUCCUCCUCUUCCGCUGUAUGAUCAGCCGCCCUGCAGUCUGUACACGAGCCCGGAGACCAGCAGCGCUCCCUCGCUGCCCCGCUCGCCGUCUGUCAACGGAGAACACAAACUGCCCGUCCCGCAGAAAAUCAGCGCUCACAAUCACAAUUCCAGCUUGAGUCCAGAGAGCCCAGGCUUCUCCCAGCCGCUGAGACUCGCUCCGGACGGAUCCGGCCCCGGAAAACUCAGACCUGUUCGGGCUGCACCUCCUCCUCCAAAGCAGCACACCCGCAAACAGGUGGAGAAAACUGAAGAGGUGGAGAUCACGCUGGUGUAGAGCGCCGCCCUAGUGGACUGAGAACACACCCCAUCUGACCUCUAACUCCUCCCACUCCUCGCAGAAGGGGCGGGGCAUGCAUUAACCUGCCCUAUGAGCAUCCUCAGAUCCCUGAGGGGACAGAGAACAGCAUCUCAAAGGCAUCUCUUUUUCAUAAAAUACAAACACCUCUUCUGGCGUCACAGACUGUUUGGUGCCUUAAACCGCUUUCAUGCCAAACUCUAAUCCUUUUAUUCGUAAUGACUUUAUCGUGUAACAGGAACUUGUUUAAAACUUUCUUAAUCCACUCAGUUGAGUUUUGCGAAAUCAUGGUUGAUGUGUAAGUGUGCAUCUGAAAACACAGAAAGGAAUCGAAUACAAUGGUUUAGCAAGAGUUUAAAGAGGCUACACUUGCACAUCCAUCUCUUCAGUGGCUUUUGAAGAGCCAAAACAUGCAAUACUAGGAAUUCUGGGAUGUGAAAAAGAGGUCAGCCACAAAUACUCCGACCAUUUACGUAUUUCAUGUGUAAUAGCACAGUACAUUACUGUCCUCAUAGGAAUGUUAUAUUCACGUUAACCAUUACAGAUCAUAACGGAGAAAGGGAACUGUAUAUAAAAGGCUAGAGCGGUAGAGGAGAACGAGGGUUAUUAAAAAGAGAGGAAGGCUGGUUACUUCGCUCUUUUUUUUUCAUCAAUUUAGCGUUUUUCUGUCUUGUGUUGAUCUGAAAAAAAAGUACUAACUACAUAGCUAUAUCCUUUUCCUCAACGUUUCAUUACGAAGACCAGUGUUUGUAUGUAUUACUAAUAUUUAGUCCUCAGAAAGGUGUGUGAGAGCGAUCUAAAGAUGUGUCUGCGUCUGUUUGGGCAGAGCGUAAUCAUGGAAAUAUGCUGAUCAGUAUACAAGUAUCAGUUAAAGUGCUUUUAAUGCAUUUCUCAUCGUCAUGUGAUGGGAAAGAUUCCCUCCAACAAGCACAGAAAAGGUGGAUCAUCAUGGGGAUUUUUCAUUUUAAUUAUUGCCAAUGAAUGCAAACCUAUUAUUGUGUCCUAAGUGCAUUUCCUCCCUACGAGGGGCAGCUACGUGUUUGUCUUUUUUGCAGUCGAAGACUUUAAUAAGCAAGGCCUGUUAUUUAGAUUUAUCAUUUUCAUUCAUUUCCACAGUAUUUUAAUGCAUAUCUUGAUCUUUUUCCUUGAUCAGUUUUUUUAAUGUCCGUGUAUCCCAGCUGCCUCUUUUGGAUGAUGAAGCUGCCCAGCGUCGUGUUAUUGAUCUCGUUAGAGAGUGACUGAUUGUAGUUUUCCCGUAACGUUUGAAAGAGAACAGAGUUAUUAUGUUGAUUCCAUAAUAUAGAUAGUGGAAAGAAUAAAAAAAAAUCCAUUUUGUGAAAUGGUACCAUAGUUCUGUUAAGCAGGAACAGGGUCAUCACCAAAAGAACGUGUGCGAGACGUGGGAGGAAAAAAACCCGACUUUUUUUAAUCCAAGCGGAAGAUGUUUUGAGUAUCUUCCUUUGUUUCUAUAUUCCUCUGUCACAACCUAUUUUCUUGUUGAUCUCGUUGAGAUCUUUUGAAUGUUAUCAAACUUGUUUUGAAGUUUAUGGUUAGAGGUUAAAGCCCGUUGUGUCAAAAACUGUUCUCGCCUCCGAAACGAACGCAUAUUUUGAUAUUUUCAUUUGCAUUUUUUUAAAUUGCGCUCCCAGUUUUCUCGGACAGUUUCAACUCUUUGGAGCUUCUUCAAUAGCAUUAGCUGCAUAUUCUAGUUGUUUUUAUUUCUAAAGUGAUUUUAUCUGCAUUUAUUAAAAUUUGAAGAUGAUUCCGAGCUGCUAGACAAAAAAUAAAAUAAAAAUAAAAAUAACUGAAAAACAAUUGACUGUUGCUGCAGUGACAAUAUCAGAGAACAGGUGAAAAAUAUUCUUUCUGCAUAUUAUUAGCUGUAAAAUUAUUUGUAUUUAUUGUGUACAAAUGUUAAAUAAAAAUUUGGGGAAAGUG